Molecule: messenger RNA, 2241 nt
Organism: Cornus florida
Lineage: Eukaryota; Viridiplantae; Streptophyta; Magnoliopsida; Cornales; Cornaceae
Product: mediator of RNA polymerase II transcription subunit 25-like
Exons: 14
Coding region: 1-2241 (746 amino acids)
Biological process (GO): positive regulation of transcription by RNA polymerase II
Cellular component (GO): mediator complex; transcription regulator complex
Source: RefSeq, a predicted model, not a curated record
AUGGCAGAGAAGCGGCUGCUGCUGGUUGUUGACGGCACAGUCGAGAUGGCUCCACACUGGUCAACCAUUCUCAGAGAUUACAUUGAAAAGAUCACAAGGUACUUUUGUGGCAAUGUGUCAGCAUCCCAGGAUAACUCUGCAACAAGACCUGCAUUUGCUGUCGUUGUGUAUGGUGCUCAUGGACCUUAUAAUGCAACUGAGAGUGGACCCUGGUGCAACAGUAAGGUUGCUUCAUUGCAACUUGGAAGUAGCAAGUUUGAAACAGAAAAUCACCUCUCUGCCUGCAAAGAAUGCUUGGUACAAGCAAGCAGUUGGACAAGGGAUAUGAAUAAGUUCUUACAAUGGCUAUCAGCUUUAUCCUUUGAAGGCGGUGGCAAUGAUGAAGCUGGAAUUGCAGAAGGGCUUUCCAAUGCCUUGAUGAUGUUUCAAGCAAACACAAACGAAAACCAAACUCAACAAUUUGGACAAAGGCAUUGCAUACUUGUGGCUGCCAGCAAUCCAUGUCUAUUUCCUACACCCGUCCAACUGCCAAUAAUACAAGUUACGGCCUCUGGUAAAAUUACUGAUGCACGAAUGGAAUGCGAUCUGGCUGACACGGAGACAGUUGCCAGAUCAUUUAUUCAGUCAUUUGUAUCUCUGUCAGUUCUCUCUCCAAAAAAAUUUGCGCAGCUCAAAGCGAUAUAUAGUGCGGGAAACUGUAGUCAUCAAACAACAGAAUCUUCUGUGAAUGAUAUUAAGAAUCCUCACCAUCUUGUCCUAAUCUCUGAGAAUUUUGUGGAGGCUCGCGCUGCUCUCAAUCAGUUGGAAAGUAAAUCAACACCUGAUAGUAUUCUGGAGACACAAACAGAGACAGGUUCCCAUCUUUCACUUCCAGAGAGUUUUAAAGAUGAGGACAUCAUGAUGCAGUGGAAAGUUUUCAGUGAGCCCUUCACAAGGCAGCAUGAUAUUCUGGCUGAAAAUAUUCCAGCCACACCAGUCCAGCCAAAGAGAGAGAAGGAAAAAGUUGAUGAUGAGGAGGUCUCAAUAUUCCAGGAAAUACUGAAUGAACUAGAGAUGGAUGAGGAAGAAACUCCUUCAGGGAGUAUUCCUACUGGGACUGCACAGCAGAAAAGAGGAAAAGAAAAAAUGGAAAACGAUGAUAUUAUGACGCUGUGGGAAACACUGAGUGAAUCCUUGACGAGUAAACAAGAAAUUCCUGCAAAAGAUUUUCCUACUGCAGCAGAAAAAUUGGAACCCUAUGUUGUGAAGCCCAAAGAGCUAGGAACUGCAUUUCCACACCAUUCAAAUGAUCUACACAGCACUUUCAAAAGCAUGUCAAGUGUGAAGACAUCAUCAGACUUCUUCACUUCUCAAUUGAAGUCUGGGUUUGAAGAUAUUAAGGUGAAACUUACUCCAGCAGGAAUUGUUAUGUCACAAAAAGGACAUAAUGGGAGUCAGGCAGCGGUAAAUGCAAGCUUUUCGAGCAACCUUCUUCCUCCACUCCAAGUGAGGACCUCCUCAGUCAAAAAUGGAGGAAGUUCUCCAGAACCUCAAACAAUUGGUAGGAGAAGCAAGUAUCCUCAUCAGACCAUGUGGUCGCCUACAAUUAAGUCAGAGGCGACAUUGAUAUCACAACAAAAUGCAGAAUUUGCAACCAAUGGUUCCACUGCUUCAGCAGCUUCUACCAUAUCAGGAAACUUAAAGAUUUCACAUUUUGAAGGACUUCGAACAAUGAGUAGUUUUACACAAACCAUGCCAUUAAUAGUUAAAUCAGAGUCACGAGUGAAGACCAAAAAAUGUGAUCAAAAGACCAGUAAUGGCUCACUCAUAACAGCAACUUCAGAUAUAUAUGGAAAUUUAAAGACAUCAAAGCUUUCAGCAAAUCUUCAGGGACCCAUAAGUACCGGUCAAUCACUACUACUACCUAACAUGAAUUCAGGACAUUUUACAAGGGUUCAAGUGGCACAAGAUGAAUACUGGUUGAAACGGAAACACAUUAAUGCCUUUGGUCAACCAAGUAUAUCAUAUGGGGCAGACACUUCGAUUUCUAUGGUGGGAAAGUCUCAACGAGUGCAGGAGGGAAUGGAUUCUGUUACUGUUAGCAAUACUUUGAGCUGUAAAACACGGUCACAGCAGACAACAAGCACUCUGUCUGGACCACCCAAGGGAUACAUCGAAGCAUGGGAGGGGGAUUUAACUUCGAAGGAAAAUGGACAAACUGUGUUUCUCAGUAGACUAGUGAGAACUAUGAACCAUGUUUAA